AUGCUCUGGAAGCAAGGAAUGACAACCAGUACUCUCAGAAGUCCUGGACAACCUGGAAUGCCUGGAACGGCUGGCUACGAUGGUGAACCGGCCCCGAAUAUCAGAAGAACAUACACCACAUCAGCCCAAUUAGCAGAAAGCCUCUGUACUCCAUGUCCUGCGGGCCCACCUGGUCAGCAAGGGCCGAAAGGAGCGACGGGAUAUCCCGGCUACAGAGGCGUGCGGGGGCCGCCAGGAGCGCCCGGUUUGCACGGGCGGCCUGGACCUAUUGGUCCAGUGGGAGAUGUUGGUGCAAGAGGACGUCAGGGCCAUAAAGGAUUCAAAGGAGCCAGGGGCUCUUUCGGAAUAACCAGCACCAAAGGGAAAGCAGGGCCUCCCGGACCGCCGGGAUCCAUGGGAGUGCCCGGUCCGCGUGGCAUCGGUGGCCCUCCGGGUGAUUAUGGAGCACCAGGGAGGCAAGGACCAGUCGGCCCAACUGGAGUACCGGGACCGCGUGGCGCUGAUGGUCUUGACGGGAACACAGGCAGAGAGGGUCUCAAAGGAGUGACUGGACCGCAUUGUCCUUGUACAACAGAACGAAAGCUUUACGAUUCAAUUCGAACUACAGAGCAAUAUCCCUCCACCGCUAUGGCAGGAGCUGCGCCUGCCUUUAGCCCUCGGCCGGACGACAUGAGCCUCACGGAGGAGCCUCAUAUGGAAACCGUCACUCCACCGAGAAUAGAAUACAGGAAGCGUUCCGCACCUCCGAAAAGUGAUCAAUCAACGCGCAGGAAUGUACGGAGUCUCCUACAUCAGAAGUCAAGGAAGCAAGCGGUGACACAAUGGAUUGACGGAAUAAUCGAUUUCGAUCCUUAUCGAGAAGGAUUAGUGUUCGCAAUAUAA
Messenger RNA from Cooperia oncophora, 882 nucleotides. Lineage: Eukaryota; Metazoa; Nematoda; Chromadorea; Rhabditida; Trichostrongylidae. The record is from the annotation of a GenBank genome assembly.